This is a messenger RNA of Antechinus flavipes (yellow-footed antechinus), 1640 nucleotides long. RefSeq names its product myeloid leukemia factor 1 (gene MLF1). Lineage: Eukaryota; Metazoa; Chordata; Mammalia; Dasyuromorphia; Dasyuridae. The transcript is spliced from 8 exons. The record is from RefSeq and is a predicted model, not a curated record. Gene Ontology annotation, biological process: regulation of DNA-templated transcription. Bases 363 to 1244 code for a protein of 293 amino acids. Gene Ontology annotation, cellular component: cytoplasm; nucleus.
AUCGAGUCCAACGGAAGGAGCAAGAAACUGAGGCCCCGAGACGCGCCCUCCCGCUGUGGCCCACGCGCCACCCUCUCCCCCGCCCCCAGCCCCGCCCCCACCCCGCCGCGGUUUGUGUUGACCGCGGUUGCCAUGGCUUCGGAGGAGGUGCUGCAGCCGCGGCGCCCAAUGGGGAGCUGGCGCCUGUGUCACGUGCGAUAAGCCCCUCCCCCUGGCUCGCGGUGGCCUGGCAGGAGGGAGGAGGAGCGGUUCAGUCACGGCGUCGAGACCUGACAGGGAGGCGGGCUGCGGGUCAGCUGCCCCGGGUCCAGCGAGGUUCCAGUCUGCCUGUGUUCCCCCCGUGCUCACGGAGAGAAGCCACGAUGUUCGGGCCGUCGCGGAGCAACUUUGAGGAAGACCCCUUCUUCUCAGACACCUUUUCUUCUCAGAGUGAAAAUAUGCGUCAAAUGAUGAAAAGUUUGGCUCAGCCUUUUGGACAACUUCUCAGCAUUGCUGGUGGGAGAGGUCGUCACGAUGAUGACGAUGAUGAUGAUAAAGUUUCUUGUUGUGCAAGGAACCAUGCCCUUGUUCCUUUUGGCAGUUUUGGUGAUUCAUCUUCACUUAUGCCUUUUGGGAGUUUUGGUGCAAUGAAUACAGAUGUCAACCCUUUUCAGGCAAUGGACAGAAUGAUGUCAAAUAUGCGACACAAUAUGCAGGAUUUACAAAGACGUUUUAGUGAUAUGUCAGUUGAUCCAGAAGGACACUCCUACUGUUCUUCUUCCAUUAUGACCUUCUCCAAAGUAGGUAAUGAGCCUCCAAAGGUUUUCCAAGCUUCUUCUCAGACGCGGAGAGCUCCUGGUGGGAUUAAGGAAACCAGGAAAUCAUUGAAAGAUUCUGACACUGGAAUAGAAAAAAUGGCUGUGGGUCAUCACAUUUAUGAUCGGGCUCAUGUCAUAAAUAGGCUAAAAAACAGCAAAACUGGUGACCAAGAGUUGAACCAAGAGUUCAUCAAUAUGCGGGAAGCCGAUGCCCGAGACUUCAAUAACGAAUGGCAAAGCCAAAUUCUAAAAGUCAUCCAGUCAGGAAAAAGGAAUCUGGAAGGCACGAGAAUAAGAAAUGGUCACUCUGACGGUUCGUUGCCCUACGAAGACAUUUCCAGAAGGGAGAGACCUCGCCAAAGAUCCAUCGAAAGCCAAAGAAGACCAAGGGCUUUUGAGGAAGCUCUUCAAAUAAAGGGAUCAUCUGUCAAAUCCAACAAAAAAUAAAUUUCCGUGCAUUUGAUUUGAGUUUUAAUUUUUUUUCAUUUUAAUUGAACAAAGGGGAUGGUGCUGUACAAGACCAGUCUUGUUCCUCAUCGUUGGCCUUGACUGUUCUUUGGAACUUUACUCGCUUUGCUUUUUUAUUGCCCCUACCCUGGGCAAUUGCUUCAUUAUAGCUACAUGAGAAUAAGUGCCUGGUUUUCAGCAAUUAAGAGAAAUUAUUAACACAAAAAGCACUUUUAAGUUUGUUAGCACAAAGGCAUGUGUAUAAUUCUAAAAACUUUAUAAAGAUAAUAGUUUUGCUUUUUUAAACUUUCUUUUGGCCAUGCUGUUCCUACUUUAAGCAGGUUUGGCUAAUGUGUCUAGUUUUAUGAUCUACAAAUAAAAUUUAUAUGAAAAUCA